Erpetoichthys calabaricus (reedfish) is the source of this 6195-nucleotide messenger RNA. It is a transcript of the gene mblac2, whose product is annotated as metallo-beta-lactamase domain containing 2. Lineage: Eukaryota; Metazoa; Chordata; Cladistia; Polypteriformes; Polypteridae. Bases 330 to 1160 code for a protein of 276 amino acids. The record is from RefSeq and is a predicted model, not a curated record. The transcript has 2 exons.
ACUGAGCAAGAGACUGACAGAAACUGUCUCUUUAAAAGGUGCGGCGAACACCUUAGUAACUGAGGCAGCGGUUGAGUGUUAGCCAAUGGAGAGCUCUCUUCGGUGUAUCCUUGAGUUGCAUUGCAUGUAAACAGCCAGUAGUCUAGAGUGGGAGCAGUCUACGCCAAUUUAGACUUUUUUAGGCUGUCAACUUGGGCUCUUCACCUGUUGUUAUUGUUUUUAUCCUUAGUCAGCGUGAAACGUAUACUUGGAUUUACUGCUGUUGUCCAGAAAAACGUGACCCUCAAGCCCCUACGCCCUUUUUUUUCUGCACAAGCAUUUAGGUUGGGAUGUCUGCGGCGCAAUGGUAUGCGCACAAAUCUCUAGGAGACGGGCUAUUUUGGAUCCAGGAGAGAUUUUACGAGUCAGGCAACAGAGCCAAUAUCUGGAUGAUUAAAGGAUCGCAUCAGGACGUGGUCAUAGACACUGGGCUGGGGCUCCGAAGUUUACCAGACUACCUGCACACGAGUGGACUGUUGGGAGACGAAUCGGACCCGGGGCGCAAGAAUCCUUUGCUCGCAAUUGGAACACAUGUCCAUUUUGAUCACUCCGGGGGCCUGCAUCAGUUCCGACAGGUCGGCGUGCACAGCGCCGAGGCGGAUGCGCUAGCCAGCGGCGACAAUUUUGAGGCGGUGACCUGGCUGUCGGAUCGCGAGAUCGUGCGUACACCGUCCCCGGGUUGGAGCGCGAGGCAGUAUAGAGUGCAGGCUGUGCGCCCAACUCACAUUCUUCAAGAGGGAGAUGUCAUUAAUUUGGGAAAUCGGCAGCUGACAGUGAUGCAUAUGCCUGGACACUCUAGAGGGAGCAUCUGUCUCCAUGAUAAAGAUAACAAGGUGCUGUUCAGUGGGGAUGUGGCCUAUGAUGGUGCAAUGAUUGAUUGGCUCCCUUACAGCAGGAUUAGUGAUUAUGUCAGCACUUGUGAGCGACUGGUGGAACUUGUCGACCAAGGUCUGGUGGAGCGAGUGCUUCCAGGUCACUUCAACACCUUUGGGGCAGAAAGACUAUACAGAAUAGCAUCAAACUAUAUUGCAAAUGCUGGAACAUGCCAUAGGUUUUCUACAGGUGCCAUGAAGACUGUUGCCAGACUUGCUCUUCGGGCAACAAAUCUAGGGAGAAGCUGAUUUUUAUGUCCAUGUCAAAGGUAUUGCAGUUUAAUAUGGCACAGCAGUUCUACAGAUGCACUAUUGUUCUGAACAUAACAUUUCAAUUUAUCAAAAUCAUUACAACAGGCAUAGUAGUCACUGGCCAGUGUGAAUUACAGUUUUGUGUGUAAUUGGCAUUUAUGAAUGUUUACUGCUUGAAAUUUCUGGGUAUUGAAAAAACAGGGUUUCCACAGGGGAGGUAGAAAUGGGUGGCAGAAACAUUUUGAAGGCAUCAAAUGCAGUAUUCAGGAAUGCUUUCAAGCCUAAAGUAUCUUCACGUGUGCCACAGCACGUUAUGUAUCCUUUAGAUUUUUAGUGCAGUGGUUGUUUUGCAGUGUAUUCUUUUUCUCAAUGGCCUUUUUGAACACAUCAGGUUGCCAAAACAAAGAUUUAGGGGUGAAAAUUUAGCUUCGUAUGACUUGAAGUACACUGCCUAUUGCUAUGUCUCUUUGAUAAUUAGGUAAAUACAGACAUUUACUGUGUACAUUUUAAGCAGACGUUCAUAUGUUAAUUUUGGCUUGCACAUAGAAUCCAGAUAUGAGACUUGUUUAUGAAUAACUAUAAAAUACUACAUGUCAUUGGGUUUAGAUUAUUACUCACAUGUUGUUUAUUGUUAAAACCUUAAAGCACUGCAGUAAAAUGUUGCAUUUGUAAGUUGCCAGUUGUUGAGAAUGACUAUAUUUAUUAUCAAAUUUCUUUUUGCAUCUUCUUACCCAUCUACAAUUCUUUAUCCCGUGUUAUCAGAAUUGUUUAGUAUGGAAAAAGGAGAGUUACUGUGGAGGAAUUUUUUGGACAAAUUCAAACUGUGAAAUAUGACAGUAAAUGAAUUAAAAAAUAUAUAUAUUAGCAUAAAUAAACAUGAAGAUAUAUAUAUAUACUGUAUAUAUAUUUUUGCUUAUUUCUUCAUGUGUGUUAUUAUUUCUUCAUUUAUUUAAAGAGGGAGUCAAGCUAAUAUUAGAAAAUGGAAUGAACCUUGACAAAACUUAUAAUGUAAUUUCUCAAUGAAGUCUCCACCCUCCUCAAUGCACUUGUGCCACCUGCCUGGUAGUGCCUGGAUUCCAGCAGAAUAAAAGGUUUUGUCUUGUCCUCGUAAACGCUCAUGCACCCGAGUUCUUUGUUGAACACUUCGUGCCGAGGGGUACUGCAGUCACUAGUGCAAGUUACUGUGAGAGUAAUGACCAAUGUGAAGACUUUCUUUUCAAUCCAAGCGGCGGGACUGCCAUCUCAAGGAGUACUUUUACUGCAAGACAAUGCCCACCCACACACUGCUAAGAACACCAAGGCUUGUCUGGAGAAACUGAAGUUUGACAUAUUGCCACAUCCUCCUUAUUCACCAGAUUUGGCUCCUUGUGAUUUCCACCUUUUUGGAACAUCUGGGUGGUCAUCAAUUCAAGACAGAUGAUAACGUGAUCUAGGUGGUGCAUGAGUGGUUGCGAGGACAAGGCACUUCCAGGCAGGCGCAAGUGCAUUGAGAAGGGUGGGUUCAGUUUUGUUAAGGUUUGCUUUAUUUUCUAAUAAAUCACAUUUUCUAACUUUAGCUUGACUCCCCCUUGUAUUUUAGUGACCAAACUAUAACAUGAAAUAAGCCUUGAAUUGAAAAUUUUCAUUUUCCCCCAUCUAGAAGAGCUUAGUGAUGGGUUGAGUAAUUCUGAGUGAUCCACCCCAGGUAGCUGCACUGUAUACUAGGAAUCCUAAGGCAAGCAAAAGUGCAUGCUCAAAAUUGUAACUACACAUCUGCAGAGGAUAUGAGCAUAAAAAACGUUACCUGGAUUUUUGCAUGAAGCGGCUACUUUAACUCGAAUAAUCCUCUCAGAUGUUCAUAUCUGAAAUGCCUUUGGCUGUUAGGUGCCACAUUUACAAUAGAUUUAUGUUCACUCUACAGAUGUUUCACCAGUUUAAACACAGUACUUGCUAGAGCUUACCCUCUCGGCUUUGACAGGUAAAAAUGACAGAUUCAUUUUAAGGCAUGUUUUAUAUUGCAGGUAGUGUCACUGAAAAGAAAAAAAAACUUAAACACAUAAAGAAAUAAACAACAAAAACAUACUUUGUGACACAUUUAAUUGUUUAUGGACGCAAGUCAUGCUUUUAUUUAUUUGCUGUCACAUUUAACAAUACCUUUAUUUCCUUGCACAUUUAUUUACUUAAGUUUCUCUGAAAUAUUCCUCCAAUAGGCUACAUUUAGAAAAUAUAGUCUCAUUACUGGUACUGUUGUAAUUUUACAACUUUAUUUAAACAAAUGUCUCCCUUUAACAUAUUGUUUAAUAAUCUUCCGAUUUCAGCAGUGUUGCAUUUUUUUUUUUACUCUACAACAAGAUUUGGCCUUAUUUUUUCCUGCAAAUGUGUUUUUUCCUGUUUUACUUUAUAAUAAUCUUUUUCAUCUUUUUGUUUUUACUGGGAUUAUUAGAAAUUCUCCAUUUCUGCAAAAGUGUGUUCUAUUUAUAUUACUGGCAUCUGGCUAAAACUAAAUCGCAAGUACAGUACAUUGGACAAAAGCAGUGAGCAAGCACUUUUUGAAGUCUGAUUUGAAGACUGGGUGCAAAAACUUGGAAACUUUGAUCUUCAAUCUGUUUAGCAAGACAGAAUAUUGACAGAUAUUAAAUAAUUUGGGAGAAAUGGGAGACUACUGCAAGGUGAAACAGAAAAGUAAAACGGGAGCAUAAAAAUCAACAAAAAGACAACUGUCUCCAAAGUGAUUUCCUUUGUAUUUUUCCCAAAAAAGCAAGUAUAAAAAUAUGUGCUGCUUCCAUCUUACAUAAUCAGUUUAAAAAUAAAACCUUGCUUAGAUUUUUUCAUUGUAAUAGUAAAAAAGUCUAAAAGUGACAUUAGUGUAUAUAAAUUAAGCACUGCUUUUAUUAUUAAUGGUUUGCAUGAAGGUUUCACUCACAAUAAGUUUCUCUAGUUGUAUGUAAUGUUUUGUAACUUUCAUUCAGUUUAUCUGAAAUUUAAAUUUUAUCUUCAGAAGGGUUUCACUGAGCUUUAACAUUUUCUUUAAAAUGAUUAUAUAUUUUUACAAAAGAUAAUUAUGAUUAUAUUGGAAUGUAAUCACAUUUUUCACUUACAAUGUAAUACACAAAGGUAGCUGCUCUUCAUGUAAGGGUGCUUUGCUGAUGGUUUCUUCUGCACUUUAUGCAAAGUCCCUAUUUUUAUAAUUUACAGUAUAACUUUCAUUGUCAUGCAUCCUUUACUUUAGGCAUACAGUAUAAAUGAUGUGUUUUAUUAACUUAUUUAGAGAACAAUUGUUAUAAUUGCUAUUUUAUUGUUUCCUGCAAUUCUGGUAAAAAAAAAAUAUAUUGAUAUUGCUGAAAAAAAGUCCACAGCAAACACUUUCACUGAUAAAUUGAUAAAUGAUAAAUUGUGUGAGCCAAGUAAAUAUGUUGGCCUCAAAAUAUGCCUCACAGACAGCUUUAUAUGGAUGUAAAAAAAAUUUUUUUUACUUAUUUACUGUAAUUUUCCUCUAAAGUGGUUACUUACGUAGUACAAGAAAGAUCUAAGAAAUGGCACUAAAACCUAUACAGUAGAUCACUGUUGUUCAAGUUUACAGUUGGUCUUAAAAACGGAUAUUUUUCAACGAUAGGCUGACAAAUUUAGACAUCUCCAGAGUUUCAGCUGCAAGUACUCUAUGUAAUGAGUCCAUUUAACUUAUGCAUACAUUUGUUUUCAGUGCCUUUAAAAAAACUAUGGUAAUCAGAAAUAAUUAUUACAAAUUCUGGGGUAAAGAGUAAAGUACCUCAGAUUCUGUUUAUUUAGGAAACUUAAUGCCAUAAGAAUUUUCCCCAUAUCAUAAAAAGUUAUAAAUUGGACAAAGCAAGCACAUUGAGGAACUCAGUGCUGAUUCCUUUAAUUUGUGUAUUGAAUUUAAAGAAAGAAAUUAGCUAAGCUUUGUUAUUUAGCUGACUCAUAAAGUUCUGUAACUCAUUUGUCAUAUAAGUUGAUAAAUCAGUAAUAUUUAGUUGUCAAAUUUAAAACUAAGUGAUAUCCAAUGUUACAUUUCUAUAUAUAAUGUGUAAUAUGAUUCUAGAUAAACGUGUAAUUCGAAGUACAAACAUUAACACUAUUGUCCAGACAUUAUUUAUAAAAUGCAAAAAGACAUAUUAAAGGAAAUUGCUAUUGCUUUGUGUAUAUUUUUUAGUUAAUCUUAUAGUUGGUCAGAUUAUAGUAAUAGUAGUAGUGAUAUUACUGCUGUGUAGUAAUGAAUUUCUAGAUUUGUAUAGAUGCUUUGAGUCCAAUUAUUAAGAGAUUAGUUUAUAGUUUGCACACUCUUUGUACCCUUGGAUUGUGUGCAUAAUUUAUUAGUUUGUAUAGUAGUCUUUGAUUUGUCUUGAAUUCAAAUUUGCACAUGUAAAACUCAAGACAGUCUCAUACUAAAUCUUGUUAAUUGUAUUCUUGUAAAGCAAUGUAAGUUACAUAGCACUGGCCUUUUUGUCAGUUCAAUCUGUCUGCUUGGAAAAAUUAUAGACUUCAAAUCCAAAAAUUAUUACAAGCUGAAAUUCAAAGAUAAUGUAUAAAUUAGGUUUUAAAAUGUUUAUUUAGUCAUUUUAAUUUAGCAGCAACAACUGAAUAUACAAUUUAUGGCAAAAUAUGCACUAUUUAAUUAAUAUAAUAUAAAAAAGAGUUUUUUAGUUUCCAAAUGCAUACAUUUGCAAUGAUAUCAAUAACCAAAGUAAUUUUUAAAGAAAACUGAUUAUUUUUCCAGAAGUCUAGGGGUGUAGCUUGAAAUGAUUGUUCUUAAUCUCUUAUUUAUUAUUGUCUUUUUUAUUUGGAUAAUUUUCACAGUUUAAUUUUAGCAGUUUUGUUUUUAAAUAUUCUUCCUCUUAAUUUUCACCUUUUGUCCUCCAUUAUGCUAUUCAUUGUUAAAAUGAAUCACAUCAUUUCCAUCUUUGACAAUGAGUAAGAGCUGUAAUCUUAUUUAACUAACAUCCAUGCACCUGAGGUAAACUGCAAAAUUUCUGAAAGCAACACUAGGCAUUUUGGAACUGGGUCACUGAUAAAGUUUGUUUGUUUCCAGAAGAAGAGC